Orbicella faveolata is the source of this 792-nucleotide messenger RNA. Its product is annotated as histone lysine acetyltransferase CREBBP-like. Gene Ontology annotation, cellular component: transcription regulator complex; histone acetyltransferase complex. Gene Ontology annotation, molecular function: histone acetyltransferase activity; chromatin DNA binding; transcription coactivator activity. NCBI's taxonomy places the organism in Eukaryota, Metazoa, Cnidaria, Anthozoa, Scleractinia, Merulinidae. The record is from RefSeq and is a predicted model, not a curated record. Gene Ontology annotation, biological process: positive regulation of transcription by RNA polymerase II.
UAAGUCAUUUCGAUGAAUUGCGUUCUCAGAGAGUGAAUGAUGGCGGAAGUGGAGCAACAACAAGAAGGAGAAGAGGAACAGCCCCAGCUCAAUGCACAAGAGGAACGACGGUUAAAGAUCCAGCGGUGCCUACAGAUCUUGGUACAUGCCAACCGCUGCCCAGAGGUCAACUGCCAGCACUUAAGCUGUGCCAAGAUGAAGCGUGUUCUGGAGCACGCAAAAAGGUGCCAGCGAAAAGCUGGCGGAGGAUGUCGUAUUUGUCAGGAGUUAGUUCAUCUUUGUUGUUAUCAUGCUAGGCGUUGUCUAGCAAGGGAAUGCCUUGUGCCUUUCUGUCGGUACAUUAAAGUGAAGCUCAGACAGCAACAAACACACCGUGGUAGGGCCAGAAAUCAUCGUCAAGUAUUGCAGGCUCCACCUCAGAUGCCAAAUCAGGCAAUGAAACCAAGCAUUGCUGGUUAAAGGCAUCGUGUAUAACAAGUUUCAGCCACUUAUAGACAGUGCUAUAGUUCUGAACUCAAACAUUGCGUUUCUUGUAAAAGUACUUAGAAUAAAUGGAACAACCUUAGCAAGGACUUGUAGCAAAUAACAGACUAACACUAAAGUUUUUUAAUGGAAUUAAUGCAUGGUGUAGAAUAAGUCUGGAUAGAUGAACAAAUACUGUAACUAAUUUUUCUAGUUUUCUCAGCCUUGUAUUAUUUUUAUUUUCUGUCUGUUUAUGGUAUUGUUGCUGAAUUAAUAGCCUUAGGGCCUUUUUUAGGAAUGCUCAAUAAAGUAAAUGACUGUGUGUGUAUA